AUGAACUCCACUACAAUCACUUGGGUUGAAUGUCCACCUGAUUCGACUUUCGGAACCCUCGAGGCAAUAGAAUGCGGCCAGAUCACAGUGCCACUCAAUCAUAGCGACCCUCAUGGAGACACCAUUCAGCUGAUGUUAACUCGGCUCCGGGCAACUAGCUCCAAUAAUCUUGGGCCUCUCUUUCUCAACGCCGGCGGGCCUGGACUGUGGACUUCGAACUUGGUCAAGGCACAAGCCUAUUUCGAGAAAACAGGACGUGAAGCCUCACGGAACUUCAGUCCUGACCUGCGCAAUUCCUAUGACCUCAUUGGCCUUGACAUGCGCGGUGAGGGAUUGAGUCAGCCCAUAUUCUGUAACUCAGAAAUCUAUAACCGCCCAUACAAAAUGAUGCCUACAGAUCAAGCAAGUUUUGACCAGCUGUGGAAGAGAAACAGGGCUUUUGCCGAGAGCUGCCACAACAUGACGGGGCCUCUGUUCACCCACCUAGGAACUGACCAAGCGAUCCGGGAUUUGGACCUCGUCCGGCAAGCUCUUGGGGCAGACGUGUUCAAUUAUCUGGGAUACUCGUACGGCACAGAGGUUGGGUCUGCAUACGCUUCUCUGUAUCCACACACUGUAGGCCGCAUGGUGAUUGAUGGUAACCUUGAUCAUUCCAUGACUGUUCCUCAGGCAGUCAUCAGUCUGGCAAAUGCAUUGGAAGAUACAUUGGAAUAUUUCUUCAAGUGGUGUAACACAACGACCGAUAACGCCCUCUACGGCCAAGAUCAACAUGCUGUGUGGGAUGGCAUCCUCAAGCACGCCGAUGAAGGUACUCUCAUCGCUGCGACAUGCGAGGAGACUGGCAAGUGCAACUCCACCAUCACUGCCGAUACUUUUGUAUUCAAUGCGCAAGGCCUCAUGGAGAACGGUAAUGUCAAAAAGAGCCUUCCAGGCGCUAAGAGCGACUUCUACCUACUGGCGGAGCGUCUUGAUGCUGCCCGCGACGGCAACGGCACAGCCUUUGCUGCGCCAUACGCUACGAGCAACUCAUCUUCUGAUCCAGCGAUGGGGGCGUCAUAUUCCUUUGUUUCUAUCUUCUGCUCAGACUGGGCUCACACCAUCCGUUCCGUUGGAGAUAUGCGAGCCAUUGCCACGGCAGCCAACAUUGUGGCUCCUCGUACACGUGGACUUGGGACCAUGGCCAUCGCACAGUCAAACUGUGUCGGCUGGCCAUUCUCACCAUCGUUCCAUCAACGUCAUCUUGACUUCAGCGGGGUGCCAGACCUGCCCCCCAUCAUGGUAGUUGGUUCCUUCCACGAUGAGGCUACUGCGAUGCAAUGGUCGGUCCAGCAGCGGUUUCAGAUUCCUAAUGCAUUCAACGUCUGGCGUAACGGUGGUGGCCAUACCGACUAUCAUUUCAUGGGAGAGACGCAAAAGGCUAUCGAUGCCUUUUUGUUAAAUGGCACUAUUCCAGAGGAUGGGACUGUGUAUAGCACAUAG
Messenger RNA from Clonostachys byssicola, 1479 nucleotides. The record is from the annotation of a GenBank genome assembly. NCBI's taxonomy places the organism in Eukaryota, Fungi, Ascomycota, Sordariomycetes, Hypocreales, Bionectriaceae.